CUGUCUGUCUGUCUGCCGUGACCUCACAUCAAUGGGCGGGGCUACCAACCCUCAUUCGUUUUUAUGGUAUUCAUUCAUAUCUUUAAAGCGGUGGCGGACCUGCAACAUUAACCAACUCCGUCGGGAAGAGUCGUCGAGCAGUGAGAGGGUCCAGUCAGAAUGGCAGAAGCUCACCAGGCGGUGGCCUUUCAGUUCACUGUCACUCCAGAUGGCAUUGACCUACAGCUGUGUCACGAGGCCCUGCGCCAAAUCUACCUGUCUGGACUUCACUCCUGGAAGAAGAGGUUCGUCCGCUUCAAGAAUGGUGUCAUGACCGGAGUCUAUCCAGGAAGUCCCUCUGGACUCCUGGUUGUUUUGACCGGUUACAUAUCAGCAACCAAAUACGCCAAAAUAGAUCCUUCCCUUGGGCUGUUCACUAAACUGUCAACACACUUACCAGUCAGUAAGUACAUAACAGUAGAAGGGCAACGUAUCGCCGGCGGGGUUCUGGUCGGAACAGGAUUGUGGGUCGCUGUUAUUUUUGUUAUGAGGAACGUCCGAAGGUGCCUGCUAUCCUGGCACGGCUGGAUGUUCGGUCGCCAUGGGUCUUUGUCUUUUAAGACGAAAGUUUGGUUGGUUUUGGUGAAGUUACUUUCUGGACGAAACCCGAUGCUGUACAGCUUCCAGAGUUCAUUGCCACGGUUACCUGUGCCUCCCAUAAAAGACACCGUCAGGAGAUAUCUUGACUCAGCCCGUCCCCUGAUGGAAGAUGAGCAAUUCCAACGUAUGGAGGGUCUAGCAAAAGACUUUGAGAAGAACCUGGGCCCCAGACUUCAGUGGUAUCUCAAACUUAAAUCCUGGUGGGCCUCCAAUUACGUCAGUGAUUGGUGGGAAGAGUAUAUUUACCUCCGAGGUCGUUCACCCAUCAUGGUCAACAGCAAUUACUAUGCAAUGGAUUUUCUCUAUGCGUUCCCCACUCAUCUUCAGGCCGCUCGUGCUGGUAAUGCCAUCCACUCCCUCAUGAUAUACAGAAGAAAACUGGACAGAGCUCAAAUCAAACCAAGAUUCUUGCUGAAGGAUUAUGUGCCGCUGUGUUCAGCACAGUGGGAACGGAUGUAUAACACGUCACGUAUUCCCGGGCUUGAGACAGAUAUUCUUCAACAUGUAAAUGAGAGCAAGCACAUCGCUGUAUACCACAAGGGCCGCAUUUACAAGGUGUGGAUGUUUUAUGACGGGCGGUUGCUGUUGCCACGGGAGAUCGAGCAGCAGAUGGAAAGGAUCCUGGCUGACAAAUCCGAACCUCAGCCAGGGGAGGAGCUGCUACCUGCCCUGACCGCUGGAGACAGAGUGCCUUGGGCCAAAGCCCGCUCACAGUUCUUCAGUAAAGGGAAGAAUAAGCAGUCCCUGGAUGCUGUGGAAAAAGCUGCUUUCUUUGUAACUCUGGAUGAUUCAGAACAGCGUUACGAAGCCGACAAUCCAGUUCAGUCUCUGGACAGCUACGGCAAAUCUCUGCUUCAUGGAAAAUGCUACGACAGAUGGUUUGAUAAGUCCUUUAACCUGAUUGUGUAUAAGAAUGGCACUAUGGGAUUGAAUGCAGAACACUCCUGGGCUGAUGCACCCGUCAUUGGUCACCUGUGGGAGCAUGUCUUGUCGUCGGAUCCAGUACAAUUGGGCUAUUCUGAGGACGGUCACUGUAAAGGAAGCCUCCACCCUAACAUGCCAGGACCUCAAAGAUUGCAGUGGGACAUCCCAGAGGAGUGUCAGACGGUGAUCAACAACUCCCUAACUGUAGCCAAAACUCUGGCGGAUGAUGUCGACAUGCACAUCUUCCCCUUCAACAAGUUCGGCAAAGGCCUGAUCAAAAAAUGCAAGACCAGCCCUGAUGCUUUUAUUCAGAUCACCCUUCAGCUGGCACACUUCCGGGAUAAAGGAAAGUUCUGUCUGACAUAUGAAGCAUCAAUGACACGUCUGUUCAGAGAGGGCCGCACUGAGACCGUGCGCUCCUGCACUAUUCAAACCUGCGAUUUUGUUCGUGCCAUGAUGAACGAUAAUAUAACGAAAGACGAGAAGUUAAAGCUGUUUAAAGUGGCAGCGGAAAAGCAUCAGGAUAUGUACCGAUUGGCUAUGACGGGGAGCGGCAUCGACCGCCAUCUUUUUUGCCUCUACUUGGUGUCAAAGUACCUGGGUGAAGAUUCAGCUUUCCUUAAAGAGGUGUUGUCCGAACCCUGGAGACUGUCCACCAGUCAGACUCCACUCCAGCAGGUGGAGCUGUUUGACUUAAAGAGGCAUCCCGAGUUCGUGACUAGCGGAGGCGGAUUUGGACCUGUGGCUGAUGAUGGUUAUGGUGUGUCAUACAUUGUUCUUGGAGAGGACCUUAUCAACUUCCAUAUAUCCAGCAAACACUCCAGCCUAGAGACUGACUCUCAUCGUUUUGGAUCGUACAUCAAACAGGCACUGCUUGAUAUCCUGGAUCUGUUCCAGUUCGACAACAAAGUUAACAACAAAUGAUCCGUCUACUUUUACUUUCCGUGCUAAAAAGGGAAAUCAUUUAUAUAUAUUCUUCAUACGGGAAUGUCCUGCUUUGGCAUGUAAAAAGUAAUUGUUUUUAAAAUCAAAGAAUGGUUAUUUAAAUAGGGUGGAGCGUGGAUUCAGGGCCUUUUUAACGAUACUGUGUUGUUUUAGAGGUAAAAGAAUGGACAGCCUAUAUAUCACAGAUUUUUUGACUGUUUGUGCUGGUAUGUAUUGAUAAAAUAUUGCCUUAAAUUUUUGGAAGGGACAUUGGGGGGACUAGAAGAGAUCGUGAAAAAUUCAAGGAAAGACUGUUGCCUUUUUGUGCUGUGUUCAAGCAGCUUUGGUUUGGCUCUGCUAAUAUACUAUUCAAACUGCAUUUUUUUCAUAGGUUUUCUCAGAAUUGUAAUUUAUUAACUUUAUGUGGGCUGAAUUGCUGCUAACAUGCUGUCAGCUUAUAAAGGGAGGACAUUAUUUCACACAUUAAACACGGAGGUUUGUUUAUCUUUCACUUUUGUAUUUGCAUAUAGUCAAAGUGCCACAACAGAGAUAAGCAGUUUUCUUUUUUUGCAUUGGGCUCACCAGUCGAAUCCAAAUGAUUUAGCUAGUCUGUGAAGUUGACUCGCUUAAUGUAUUUCUUGUGUAGGAUGUGAUCUUGUAAUACCAACAUGAGAAUAACAUGGUAAUGGCUUAUUUUGAACAUUUAAUAACCGUUGCGUUUUAUAGCCUAGAACAAAUUGUGUACAACCCAAGGCAUUAUAGAUGAAGAGGUAGAUUUCUAUAAAUGUUGUUUGUCGGUGACAAAAUGUGUGCUAUUUAUUUAUCAGUUUGUUUUCUCAUCACAACAUUUUGAGACUGCCUAAUCGAACAAUAAUUAUUAUUGAACGUAAUAAUAUAAGUUAUGGACAAAUAGAAUGUAAACACGCAAACAAACAGAAGUUGUUCUGCCAUAUUAUCUACUAUUUGUAUUUUAUUUUCCACAGUUUGCAGAAAAUGGUUUGACAUAGGAUCUGUUCAGCAUUGCUAAUGUAUUCAAAAAUAUUCCAACACAAUAAAAUUGAAUUUAAAAGGG
Triplophysa dalaica is the source of this 3559-nucleotide messenger RNA. RefSeq names its product carnitine palmitoyltransferase 1Ab (liver) (gene cpt1ab). Bases 160 to 2487 code for a protein of 775 amino acids. The transcript has 19 exons. The record is from RefSeq and is a predicted model, not a curated record. NCBI's taxonomy places the organism in Eukaryota, Metazoa, Chordata, Actinopteri, Cypriniformes, Nemacheilidae. Gene Ontology annotation, molecular function: carnitine O-palmitoyltransferase activity. Gene Ontology annotation, biological process: fatty acid metabolic process; carnitine metabolic process. Gene Ontology annotation, cellular component: mitochondrion.